Molecule: messenger RNA, 393 nt
Organism: Melampsora larici-populina 98AG31
Lineage: Eukaryota; Fungi; Basidiomycota; Pucciniomycetes; Pucciniales; Melampsoraceae
Exons: 5
Coding region: 1-393 (130 amino acids)
Source: RefSeq, a predicted model, not a curated record
AUGGAAGCUCAGCUCCCAAUCCAACUGGCCGCAAACGAGCCCGAUCCACCUCUAGAUCCGACUGCGAGACUGUUUGGUAUCGAAAGAAUGAAGACUGUCAGGCAGAAAAAUACCUCAUUUCCCCAAACAAAAGGAAAGAAAGCUAUUCCCACCGCUUCUACAGCCACCUCAGGAACUUCCAACCAAGCCGAAAGCGUCGCUCCUUCGGUACCAAGCCAAGGCCCUUCCGCUAACCUGCGCCAAGACUCUGACGAUGAGAACGCUAGGAUUCGUAAAAAAUCUAAGACUUCUCAAUCAAAGACUUCUCAACCCACUGGCGACAAGCAGGACGUCUAUGAUGAUGUUGAAUUAUACUAUGGUGAACCAACUUGUGGUCCAGAUGAUUUUAGCUGA